This is a messenger RNA of Scophthalmus maximus (turbot), 4805 nucleotides long. It is a transcript of the gene inpp5jb, whose product is annotated as inositol polyphosphate-5-phosphatase Jb. The record is from RefSeq and is a predicted model, not a curated record. Bases 153 to 2258 code for a protein of 701 amino acids. Gene Ontology annotation, biological process: negative regulation of peptidyl-serine phosphorylation; phosphatidylinositol dephosphorylation. Gene Ontology annotation, molecular function: phosphatidylinositol-3,4,5-trisphosphate 5-phosphatase activity; phosphatidylinositol-4,5-bisphosphate 5-phosphatase activity. Gene Ontology annotation, cellular component: ruffle; plasma membrane; cytoplasm. The transcript has 13 exons. NCBI's taxonomy places the organism in Eukaryota, Metazoa, Chordata, Actinopteri, Pleuronectiformes, Scophthalmidae.
CUGCAGGGAGGCGACUGGAAGGGGACGUUCAGCGCGUUAUUUAGUGAAUCUCUCACCGAGGAUCCGGACCUCUGCAGACACGGUCCGCCCGACACCCUGCAGCUGCUGAAGUCCUCCGCGCACCGACGAACCACAGCGAGAAAUCUUAAGAAAUGGACCAAUAUAAGAGUGAGACACAAGAAGAAAACCCAAAAGCAGAAGCUUUAACAACAACUCCAGCUCCAGCAUCAAAUGCAACGGCUCCAUCCAAUGAUCCCUCGACCGGCCAGCCUCCAGCGCCCGCCAGGCCUCGGCGGCCCCAGAGAAGUGCCAGAGUGGAGGGCUCUGUUGACAUCUCUGAACCUCAAGCCGAGCCCAAAGCCGUACCAGCUCCAGAGGCGAAGCAGGAUGAGAGCACUCCCGAUGGCGCUGGGGCGAGUCGUCCCAAACCCUCACGCCCGGCAGUAGGCAAACCAUUUGGACAGCGCACUGGUCACGGCAUUAGGGCCGGCCCGAAAGGUCCAGGACACCACCCUGUUCGAGCUGUCUCAGUCCCCCACCCACCCACGAGUAGGCCCGACACUCCUCGCCUGAACCCUCAUGCACAGAGAGCCCUCUCUGUAGCAGGGACAGCCGACACUCAGGCCCAGACUGUGGAAGACUUCAGGGUGCACAUCAUCACUUGGAACGUGGGUUCGGCCACGCCACCCGAUGACAUCACUGCCUUGCUGGGGCUGAAUGUGGGUGACGGAAACACAGACAUGUACAUCAUCGGGCUGCAGGAAGUGAACUCUAUGAUUAACAAAAGGCUGAAAGAUGUCCUCUUCACGGACCAGUGGAGCGAGGUCUGCAUGGAGAGACUCAGCCCCUUUGGUUAUGUGCUGGUGACCUCCCAGCGGAUGCAAGGAUUGCUACUGUUAAUCUUUGCCAAGUAUUUCCAUCUGCCCUUCCUCCGCGGAGUCCAGACUGAGACCACCCGCACUGGCCUGGGGGGUUACUGGGGGAAUAAAGGUGGAGUGAGCGCCCGCAUGUCAGUGUUCGGUCACACCAUCUGCUUCCUUAACUGCCACCUGCCGGCUCACAUGGAGAACUCAGAGCAGCGCAUGGAGGACUUUGAGAGCAUCCUGCAGCAGCAGCAGUUUGAGGGCCAGGCUGCCACUGGGGUUCUUGACCAUGAUGUGGUGUUCUGGUUGGGAGAUCUCAAUUUCCGCAUUAAUGACCUGGAUAUGCAAGUGGUAAAAUCAUCCAUUGAUAACAACAGAUUCCCCUUGCUGUGGGAAAAGGAUCAGCUGAACAUGGCCAAAGACAGUGAGACGGUGUUAGAGGGAUUUCACGAGGGACCGCUGAAAUUCCCUCCUACCUACAAGUUUGAUGUCGGAACAAAUACAUAUGACACAAGUGGAAAGAAACGUAAACCAGCUUGGACCGAUCGGAUCCUGUGGCGUCUGAGAGCCGCUGCACCUGCCGGUGCCGCACUAAGCGAAGGGAAGCGUUGCUCCAUUUCAGGAUUGACCAGUGGGACCAAAGUGAUGCAACACUGCUACAGAAGUCACAUGGAAUUCACCGUCAGCGACCACAAACCAGUCUCUUCCAUCUUUACUUUGCAGUUCCCUUACAAGGUGGACAUUCCCUUGGUCACACUCAUAGUGGAUGACGAGUGGAAUAGCAUUGCUGAUGCCACAACAACAUUCAAACUGGCACCCAACUACUCGCGCAGCUCCUGGGACUGGAUUGGACUUUACAAGGUGGGUUUCAAACACCACAAGGACUAUGUGGGAUAUGUGUGGGCCAAGCAAGAGGAAGCCGAUUUCCAACGACAGGAACAGCAGGUAACCUUUACCGAGGAGGAAUUGCCCAAAGGCUCAGGGGACUUUAUCUUGGGUUACUAUAGCAACAACAUGAACACCAUUGUGGGUGUAACAGAGCCAUUUCAGAUCCAGCUUCCCACGUCAGGCCUUGGCAUGACUUCUUCAGACAGCUCUGACUUUAGCUCAGAAGAUGAAGGCACUAUGGUCCUGUCGAAGACGAGGUCCCGCAGUCCCAGUCCACGCAAGGGCAAACACCGCCGGGCUCGCAGCGGCACCCACAGCCGCAGCCGCAGUCAAAGCCGCUCUGGCAGUCCUGCACAGGUCAAAGUGAAAGAGCAAAACAUCACUGAUGGUCCCCAGUCCAGCGCCACAGCUGGGUGUGAGUCUGCAGGACAUCCAGCAGAGGGCAGCAGCAGCCUGGCGUCCGCUCCUGGGGAUGCAACCAAAACCACAGAUGAUUCAGGAGUGUGAUGCACCACUUAGUCCUGCUGUUGUCACAGGUCACAUAACCAACUGUUGUCUUUUAUUUGAUACAUCCACUACACCGUAUGUUUUCUGUAACGAAAAUGUACAGUCUCUGAUGCCAUCCUUGUCAGGAACAGCCAUCUGGCUUGUCCAGAAUGAUCACUUUGCCUUGCGUUCUUUUAUUAAGCUGUGCACAUAUUAUAUGUUUAUUUUUUUAUUUGUGAACCUCUCACUUUGUCCUGUUUCUUCUAUCUUUGUCCGUUCUCAGGUGUGGACAGUACAGGGAGCUGACACCUUUCAUUAGGAAAUACUCAAGGAGUUAUGGUCAUGUAGAAUAUAAGAGAGAUAAUGUCAUACUUUUUGAAACCAUCUUCCCUAUAUUCCAGUAGUGGUUUGAAAUUCUGCACUUACCUAGCAGUCGUGUCAGCAGACUUGGCACUCAGUUUACUUUAGUUGGGGGACACGUCUCUUUGAAACAAAUCUGCUCAAACCUAAAGGACUAUCACGACAGGGCAACAUGCUUUUUAUUCCGUUGAAAGCAUCACGUUCUAGCUCUAUCAACAAUCAAUCUCAUUACUGGUUUCUGUAAAUCUGCAAAUGGGCGUGCAGUUUGACUCUUGUUUGUAUUCACUAUUUUGGAAAUUCUGCAGGAUAUAUCCAGAAGCACAGGGAGCAUUUCAAAUGAUCCACCGGUGGGAUAGAAGUUCCUCUGGGGUAUAUAAAAAACUGAACGGAGCUAACGUAGGUAGAGACCAGAGUUCAGCGGGCUUGGCCACCAGCCAUGGCAGCAGCAAAUCCCCCGUCAGCUUAGAGAGUGAAUGUGAGCGUAAAGGCCUUUUAGUGGAUCGCCACAUCGGUGUAUUGGGAUGUGAUGGGUAUGGGAAGCUUGCUUUCACCUGACACAGCAAAGCUGUCUUGUCAGAACCAAUUGAUGAAUUAUUUGCCAGCUCCAGUGAAAACUACAGCAACAUCUGACUCAUGUAUUGCUUUUUACGCACAUACCUCUAUGAGUUAAUGGGCCUCAUCAAAGGCCACAGCAGCAGAGAGGUUGACUUACUUUUUUAAACAAGUUUACAGACACCACCAAAAUCACAUACUUAGUGUUGAUUUCCUUUUGAAUAUGUAUUAAAAAAAAUUGGCAUGAUGUUUUCAACAUGGAAGCAAUCAAAGACUCAAUUUUCAAUUUGGAUAUCUCCGACAAAUGUGAGCAUGAACUCUACCAUGUAGGGCUACUACAGGGUUUUGUAUCGUACUGUAAGUAGUAUGAUACAAAGGAACAUGUUCCACUGUCAUGUGAUAUUUCAAAUAAAUUAAAUGCUCCAAACUAAUAAUUUACUUUUCUCUCUAGCUCACAUCCUGGAUCCUGGUGAUUAGCUGACAGCAACAAUAGACACAUUAGUUGCGUGGCCGUAUUACCGUGUGACCUUUUUAUUUGUAUCUUAGACACUUUGUACUUUUGGGCUGUUGGCGUAGAACAGUGUAUACUGUUGUAGCUGUGACCUCAGUGUGUAUGUCUGUAAUCAGAUUUUGUGUGUAUGUGUUUUUAUGGAAGUGUGUGUGUGUGUGUUUUGGAUGUUGGAGGUAUGCGUGUGAAGCUAGUGAGUGGGGUGUGACUGUGUUUGCAUGGUUUGCUGCUGGACAUACUGUACAUUCCGGUACUGUGAUUUUUGUGCCGUAAAGUGCUGUUUUUGACUCCUCUUUGUUAUAAUCGUGGCUGUGACAAUUGUCAGAAAAACAUGUUAAGGACAGUAUAAAAAAAAUGAACAUCAGUGUAAGUGUUAGGAAAAGAAAAAUCAGGAUAGUUGUUUUCUUAAAUCUUAAAUUGUUUGAAUCAUUUCAUGGUGCAUUCAUGUAUUUUCUUGAUUUUGAAAUGGGAAAAUCUUCUGGACCUUUUGUUUAGAGUAACAUUUAAAAAAAAGAUUACGAUUGUAUGAACCAUGUCCUAAUUUAGGUCAUUUAGAUAAGUAUGAUCAGCAUUGCAGCCCUGACCAGUGAUUAUCUGUUGUGAAAUGUUUAUGAAAAAAAUAUUCUACAGAACGUUAUUGUUAUGUAAUGAUGUGGCUAGAAUAGAUGAAAAACAAAUAUGAAGUAUGGUAGAGAACAUUAUAUAGGAGACAAUCUAUGCCACAAAGUUUAUUUUUACUUAAAUUAUGUAUUUAUUUUCUUAUUUAACUGUUAAAUGAGCCUGACUUCUGCUGGCCAGUGAGGGAGCGUUAUUUCAGUGGAAAUUAUAUUACAAAAAUAUUGAAGAUUAUUUUCAUUUUGUAUUUGGAUCUAUGAAGAGUUAAGUUAAUCCAGGUCAAAUGUUGAUUUUAAUGUCUGAAAUGUAGAUUGUUUAGUCUACAGGUGUUUGUAUAAAUGUCAAUGAAACUGACAAAAAAUAAUAAUACAGCAAGCGAGGAGUGAGACAUUGAUUGUUGCAUAUGAGGAUGGUUUAUCUCUGUGAAAUCAUCUGAUCAAUGAGUAGAGGUUUUUUAAGGGUUGCUUGCUUUGUUCUUCAACCUCAAAACUAGUGCAACACUGUCCAAAGAAUAAAAUAUACUCCCCUUCAAA